Messenger RNA from Gymnodraco acuticeps, 3760 nucleotides. It is a transcript of the gene abcb7, whose product is annotated as ATP-binding cassette, sub-family B (MDR/TAP), member 7. Gene Ontology annotation, biological process: transmembrane transport; intracellular iron ion homeostasis. Lineage: Eukaryota; Metazoa; Chordata; Actinopteri; Perciformes; Bathydraconidae. The record is from RefSeq and is a predicted model, not a curated record. Gene Ontology annotation, cellular component: mitochondrial inner membrane. Gene Ontology annotation, molecular function: ABC-type transporter activity; ATP binding; ATP hydrolysis activity. Bases 120 to 2360 code for a protein of 746 amino acids. The transcript has 16 exons.
AAAAUGUAACGUAGAGUGGACUAAAGCUGCUUGUCCGCUAGCACACUGACAGGGUUGGUGGAAACCGGAUAUGACGUAUCCGGCGUGUAAACUAACCGCCUUCCUCCUUCGGCAGCAACAUGGCGCCGAUGUUGGUAACACUGAAAUGCGGCGUUUACUUUAAAAGACAGCAGUUAGCGCUUCUCCUUCGACAGACAAGCUCAUAUCACAUUUGGAAUAAAAGUCACAGGGAAACGGUGACGGACCCUAAACGCCAAAGCACAUAUCUGCUGAGUUCCACCCCCCACCUACGGACAGCAACAUGGAGUACAAACAGGGGGGAGAACAGUCGUCAGAUUUUGGAGGCAGUAAAACAUUUGCAGAUAACCGACAAAAGAUCAUGUUGGCACGGAAGUGCAGGAGGAAAGCUAAAUGCAGAUCCCAAAAAUGUGCUGAAGGAAGUGAAUUCAGCCAAGAUCCUGUCUGCAAUGAUGUCUUAUGUGUGGCCAAAGAAUAGACCGGACCUGCGGGCCCGUGUUGCCAUCUCUCUCUGCCUGCUCGCUGGAGCCAAGAUGACCAAUGUGACCGUGCCCUUCAUGUUUAAGUAUGCAGUGGACGAGCUUAACCAGAUGUCGGGACACGCGCUGAACCUGAAUGACGCGCCAAGCACUGUGGCUACCAUGGCAACGGCCAUGCUGAUUGGCUAUGGCGCAUCACGGGCUGGUGCAGCCUUCUUCAACGAGUUGAGGAACACUGUAUUCGGCAAGGUGGCCCAGAACUCCAUCCGACGCAUUGCCAAAAAUGUCUUCCUCCACCUGCACAAUCUGGAUCUGGGCUUCCAUCUCAGCCGCCAGACAGGAGCGCUGUCCAAGGCUAUCGACCGCGGCACACGGGGCAUCUCAUUUGUCCUCAGUGCCAUCGUCUUCAAUCUAGGACCAACAGUCUUUGAGAUGUUCCUCGUCAGCGCCAUUUUGUAUUGGAAGUGUGGUGGACACUUUGCAGCAGUGUCCUUGGGUACCUUAUCAGCAUACAGCCUCUACACCAUUCUCUUCACUCAGUGGAGGACUCGUUUCCGGAUAGAAAUGAACAAAGCCGACAAUGAAGCCGGCAACGCAGCUAUUGACUCUCUCCUUAACUAUGAGACUGUUAAGUACUUCAACAACGAGAAAUAUGAAGCUGAAAAGUACGACUCAUACCUGAAGAUCUACGAGUCAUCCUCUUUAAAAACCACUUACACACUCGCCAUGCUCAACUUUGGCCAGAGUGUCAUCUUUAGUGUCGGCCUCACCACCAUCAUGGUGCUGGCCAGCAAGGGCAUUGCAUCAGGUUCGAUGACAGUGGGAGACCUGGUGAUGGUGAACGGGCUGCUCUUCCAGCUCUCCCUCCCCCUCAACUUCCUGGGCACGGUGUACAGAGAGACCAGGCAGGCCCUGAUCGACAUGAACACUCUCUUCACCCUGCUCAGCAUCGACACCAAGAUCAAGGAGAAGGAUCUCGCCCCGCUUUUAAGCAUCACACCGCAGGAGGCCACCAUUCGCUUCGAAGAUGUCUACUUCGAAUACCUGGAGGGCCAGAAAGUCUUAAACGGAGUGUCCUUCGAAGUGCCUGCUGGGAAGAAAGUGGCUAUCGUUGGUGGCAGCGGGUCAGGGAAGAGCACCAUUGUGCGGCUGUUGUUCCGCUUCUUUGAGCCUCAGCAGGGGAACAUCUACAUCGGGGGGCAGAAUAUCCGAGACGUCGGCCUUGACAGCCUGAGGAGGUCUUUGGGGGUCGUACCUCAGGAUGCUGUUCUGUUCCACAACACCAUCUUCUACAACCUGCAGUAUGGCAACAUCAACGCCACACCGGAGGAGGUCUACCAAGUUGCACGACUAGCAGGCAUCCAUGACGCCAUCCUCAGGAUGCCCCAUGGCUACGAGACCCAAGUGGGAGAGCGGGGUCUCAAGCUGUCAGGAGGGGAGAAGCAACGUGUCGCCAUCGCCCGUGCGAUACUGAAGAAUCCCCCCAUCCUGCUGUAUGACGAGGCAACAUCGUCCCUCGACUCUAUCACAGAAGAGAACAUCUUGACUUCGAUGAAGGGGAUGGUGAAGGACAGGACAUCAGUGUUUAUCGCCCACAGGCUCUCCACAAUAGUAGACGCAGACGAGAUUAUAGUGCUCAAUGAGGGUAAAGUGGCAGAGCGAGGCAACCACCAAGCCCUCCUCAACAUCCCCGACAGCUUGUACUCAGUACUGUGGAACACACAGAACAGCAAAAUCCUCAACAGGGACAAGAGCUCGUCCGAGCCCCCGGCUGAACGCCUGUCCCAGAAGGAGGAGGAGAGGAAAAAACUGCAGGAGGAAAUCGUCAACAGUGUUAAGGGCUGUGGGAACUGCUCCUGUUGAGAGAGGCUGCCCUCCUCGUCUCUACAUCCCUCGCAGAUGGCCUACACUGGAAUCCCUGCCUGGGCUGUGCAGCAUUUGGGAGGGAGCAGAGUAGGGGUACAUCCCCAAUACCCACUCAAGCCAAGCCCCCACCCAUGUGACAAUCCCUCCUCCUCGUAUGAAUAAAGGCCUCUGCUCGCCAAAGUGAAGGAGGAGAGCAGAACAGGGAGCAAGUGUGUUUAGCACUGGCUGGUGUCCAGAGAUAGAGCUUCAAUGCCAGUUGUCUCAGCUGAAGCCAAGCAUAAGAGACCUUGUAUAUCACAAACGUGUGCGUAAGACAUCUGUUAGUCAACAUGGUUGCCCCCUCUCCUCCUAUUUUUGACAUCAGGUUUAUUGACAUUUUCCAUUGCACUGGAAACAGAUGAGAGUACACGUAAUGACUUGCAUAUGCCUUGAUAUUGACACAACAUUUUUAUUGAUUACAGUUUUAGAUGUAUUUUUUUUAUAUUAAGGAUCUGCAUGUAAUACAGGUUAUUUGGGGUUUAAAAAAACUGACAGAAGGAUUGUUUUGCAGUAUGUGUUGGUUUGUAAUAGGUAUUUCAAUUGGAUUCGGUCAUAACACACAUUAUCCAAUAUGUUUUUGAAUGCAUGUUCACAAAUUAUCAAAUUAGGCAGAUAAUCAGGUCUUCUUGAUUCGACUAACAACAUUAUGUUGAUGUUUGGAACAUGCAAAAUUGUUCCAGUGUGAAAUUACACUGUCACAUUCACAAGUAUAACACAAAGAAUGACAAGAAGUAACUAUAAUAAAUCAUGAACAAUUUUCACCACAAUUGGAGACACAUUAAGAGGAAACAACUUGGUUCCUCUGGGAACAGUUCCCUGUCAUAAAAUAUAGACUUGUAUGACGGGCCUCUUGUAAUGACGCUUAAUUCAAAGAGUUGUAACUGCUGAGACAGCUUUUUGGAUUGUAUCACUAGAAUAAGGAGACUUCUUUCUGAAGGUUACAUGUAAUUCUUAAUAUUUAAAAACUGAAGGUAAAAGUAUGUCCUCAUUUUCUGAGGGCGGGUUUGGCAGUGAUACACACAUUUAGUUUGGAACCUUGGUAUCUUAUAUCUCUGAAUUAAAGGAUUAUUAUACUAAACACACAAUGUGAAACCUGUUUCAUAGCAUUCUGGACUAUGUUGACUUUGUGUGUACACUGCAGAAAGGAUAAAGAUAAUAAAUGUUGACUUUUGUCUAAAUAACGAGGUCUCCAUUUUGUUGUUCUGAGUCAUAUGAUGAAAUAUAGCACAAGAUGUACAUUUAUUUAUUUGUCUGGUAUGUGUUUUUGAGGUUGUAUUCGGUUGAGACCCCUCUAUGUGAUAACUAAAGGAGUCACAAUAUUAUUAAUAAGAAAGAAUUAAAUAAAAAUGUCUGCUACA